Messenger RNA from Condylura cristata (star-nosed mole), 1072 nucleotides. RefSeq names its product transcription factor B1, mitochondrial (gene TFB1M). Gene Ontology annotation, molecular function: rRNA (adenine-N6,N6-)-dimethyltransferase activity; mitochondrial transcription factor activity. The transcript is spliced from 7 exons. Gene Ontology annotation, cellular component: mitochondrial matrix. The record is from RefSeq and is a predicted model, not a curated record. NCBI's taxonomy places the organism in Eukaryota, Metazoa, Chordata, Mammalia, Eulipotyphla, Talpidae. The coding region runs from base 62 to 1063 and encodes 333 amino acids. Gene Ontology annotation, biological process: rRNA methylation; transcription initiation at mitochondrial promoter.
GCGGGGGGCCUGUGGAGUUGAGGGGCAGGUUGGUUUGAGUCCUCGCGGGCUGGCCGCGGUCAUGGCAGCCCCCGCUUUCCGACUCCCGCCUUUGCCCACGAUUCGAGAAAUCAUUAAGUUGUUCAGACUGCAAGCAAUGAAGCAGCUCUCCCAGAAUUUCCUCCUGGACUUGAGGCUGACAGAUAAAAUCGUAAGGAAAGCUGGCGACCUGACCAACUCUCAUGUCUACGAAGUGGGCCCUGGACCCGGGGGGAUCACAAGAUCCAUUCUCAAUGCUGGGGUUUCUGAGCUUCUGGUGGUUGAAAAAGACAUUCGAUUUAUUCCUGGGUUACAGAUGCUUUCUGAUGCAGCACCUGGAAAACUAAGAAUUGUCCAUGGAGAUGUGAUGACAUUUAAGAUAGAAAAGGCUUUUCCAGAAAGUCUUAAAAGACAGUGGGAGGAUGAUCCUCCAGCUGUACAUAUUAUCGGAAAUCUGCCUUUCAGUGUCUCAACCCCGCUGAUUAUCAAGUGGCUUGACAACAUUUCUCAGAGAGAUGGACCUUUUACUUACGGCAGGACCCAGAUGACCUUGACUUUUCAAAAGGAAGUGGCGGAGAGACUUACAGCCAGUACAGGGAGCAAACAGCGCAGCCGCCUGUCUGUCAUGGCCCAGUACCUCUGCCACGUGCAGCAUGUCCUGACGAUCCCAGGGCGCGCGUUCCUCCCCAAACCUGAGGUGGACGUGGGAGUGGUGCACUUCACCCCCCUGGUGCAGCCCCGGAUCCAGCAGCCCUUCAGGCUGGUAGAGAAAGUCAUUCGUAAUGCGUUUCAGUUCCGAAGAAAAUACUGCCACCGAGGAUUGGGAAUGUUAUUCCCUGAAGCUCAGCGCUUAGAAAACACUGGAAAACUAUUAGAGCUGGCAGAGGUGAACCCUACCCUCCGACCUGGCCAGCUCUCUGUCUCGCAUUUUAAGAGUCUCUGCGAUGUGUACCGGAAAAUGUGUGAUGAAGACCCCCACAUCUUUGCUUAUAAUUUCAGAGAUGAGCUCAAGCAAAAUAAAAGCAAAAAUCAGGAGAGAGGAUGAAAAUCAGGA